GGCAAGGGGUGAAAGGUCACAAAAAUGGCGCUGGCCGUCAGUCUCUUACCCCGCUUGCUGCUUUCUCGGCCUCUGCCGGGCUCGGCUGCCCGACUCUGGACUCCCGGUUCGGCCGACGUGUGGCCGCCGUUGGCUGGACUUUGCUGCUUCUGCCGCCGCCGCCUCGGCUCGGGAGCGGCCCCAUUUCCUCGAGUCUCUUGGGCCUCCGCGGCCUUGGCGCUGCCUGCUCGAGCUCCUCAGCGUCCCCUGCUCAGCCCUCUGGGACUCCCCACAACCCUUCCCGCUUUCCCUUCCUGCCCUCGGCGAAUCUACAGCACCGAGGAGCAGCCCCAGCAGCGCCAGAAAACCAAGAUGAUCAUCCUGGGGUUCUCCAACCCCAUCAACUGGAUUCGGACUCGAAUUUACUCCUUCCUUAUCUGGGCCUAUUUCGACCAAGAGUUCAGCAUUGCAGAAUUCUCAGAGGGAGCGAAGCAGGCUUUUGCUCAUGUGUCCAAGUUGCUGUCACAGAGUAAGUUUGAUCUAUUGGAAGAACUUGUGGCCAAAGAGACACUACGUGUAUUGAAAGGAAAGGUUACUUCACUACCUGACAACCAUAAAAAUGCCCUUGCUGCUGACAUAGAUGAAAUUGUAUAUACAUCAACAGGAGACAUCUCCAUUUACUACGAUGAGAAAGGAAGGAAGUUUGUUAACAUCCUGAUGUGCUUUUGGUAUCUAACCAGUGCCAACAUCCCCAGUGAAACUAUAAGUGGAGCCAGUGUGUUCCAGGUUAAGUUGGGGGAUCAGAACGUGGAAACUAAACAACUUCUUAGUGCGAGCUAUGAAUUUCAGAGGGAGUUUACACAAGGAGUAAAGCCUGACUGGACCAUUUCACGGAUUGAACACCCAAAGUUAUUAGAAUAAUCAAUCUUGGAAAAAUCAGCUUAUUGGACUUUUAGCAAUUACUGAGAAGAACUAAGGAAGAAAAAUUUUUCAGAUCAGUUGAUCUUCACUUAAUCAAGUCUGUGGAUUACUUUUGUAUUAUUUUGAAAUACUCCUUGUAGUAAAUUGGCAUGAUACAAUAAAGCAUUUUCCACAGAU
Molecule: messenger RNA, 1077 nt
Organism: Lagenorhynchus albirostris (white-beaked dolphin)
Lineage: Eukaryota; Metazoa; Chordata; Mammalia; Artiodactyla; Delphinidae
Gene: MAIP1
Product: matrix AAA peptidase interacting protein 1
Exons: 5
Coding region: 25-900 (291 amino acids)
Biological process (GO): protein insertion into mitochondrial inner membrane from matrix; inner mitochondrial membrane organization
Cellular component (GO): mitochondrial inner membrane
Molecular function (GO): ribosome binding
Source: RefSeq, a predicted model, not a curated record